Scleropages formosus (Asian bonytongue) is the source of this 3173-nucleotide messenger RNA. RefSeq names its product tripeptidyl peptidase I (gene tpp1). The record is from RefSeq and is a predicted model, not a curated record. Gene Ontology annotation, molecular function: tripeptidyl-peptidase activity; serine-type endopeptidase activity. The transcript is spliced from 13 exons. Bases 155 to 1882 code for a protein of 575 amino acids. NCBI's taxonomy places the organism in Eukaryota, Metazoa, Chordata, Actinopteri, Osteoglossiformes, Osteoglossidae. Gene Ontology annotation, biological process: proteolysis; central nervous system development.
CUGAAACGAGCUCUUCGUUUCCAUAGUGCAUUUCACGUAGUGAGAUGGAACGUAGAUUAACUUUACCAGCCUUCGUCAUUUUUGACAUGGUUCAAAAUGGAAUGGUGUGAUUAGUGAUAUGUUGUUUCAUAAGUUUCUGAAGUAAUAAUUCAAUAUGUUUAUGCGUCGCUGUUGCUGCAAAGGAGUGGACAUCUUCAGCAACGUCCCACGGACCCUUGCCAUGGCUGUGCUGCACAGCUCCCUGGUGUUGACUGUGCACUUGUUGGAGCACGACCAGGACACUUCGGUACCACGGGGUUGGGUGCACACAGGACGGGUAGCCCCCUCGGACCGUGUCCAGCUGACGUUUGCUCUGAAGCAGCAGAAUGUGGACAGGUUGAGAGAGCUGCUGGGUCUGGUGUCUAAUCCGGACUCACCGCAAUACGGGAAGUUUCUCACCUUGGAAGAGGUCACAUCACUGGUGCACCCCUCUGAUCUGACACACAAGGUGGUGUGGGGAUGGCUGCAGAGCCAUGGUGUCGCAGCCUGCCACACGGUUCUGACACAAGACUUCCUGCAGUGUGAUACCACAGCACAGGUGGCUGAGACGCUGCUUCCAGGGAGCGAGUUUCACCGCUACAGAAAGGGCCGUCGCUCAGUGGUGAGGUCACCAGCACGGUACUCGGUUCACGCGGACCUCGCCCAGCACCUAGACUUCGUGGGAGGAGUUCACCGCUUCCCAACUGAGAUGCAGACUGUCAGCCGAGCCUGGACCAAUGGGGCACGGCAUGAAGCAAAGUUUCACCUGGGUGUGACACCCGUCGUCCUGAGGAGCCGCUAUAAUUUGACUGCAGCGGAUGUAGGUUCUGCAGAGAACAACAGCCAGGCGGUGGCUCAGUUCCUAGAGCAGUUCUACCACCCUGCUGACCUGGCGGAGUUCAUGGCCAUUUUUGGCAGCGGGUUCAAGCACAUGUCCCAGGUAGCUCGGGUGGUGGGCACCCAGGGGGGAGGCAAAGCCGGGCUGGAGGCUAGCCUCGAUGUGGAGUACAUCAUGAGCACAGGCGCCAACAUCUCAACAUGGGUCUUCACAAACCCAGGGCGCCAUGAGUCUCAGGAGCCCUUCCUGCAGUGGAUGCUGCUGCUCAGUAAUAUGUCCUCCGUGCCCUGGGUCCAUACAGUGAGCUACGGUGAUGACGAAGACAGUCUGGCAGCAGCGUAUAUGAUGCGCAUCAAUAAUGAGUUCAUGAAGGCAGGCAUCCGGGGAAUCUCCAUUCUGUUUGCCUCCGGGGAUAGUGGUGCAGGCUGUCGACACCUAACCAAAGGGACCAACGCUUUCAGGCCGAGCUUUCCUGCAUCAAGUCCCUAUGUGACCACUGUGGGAGGGACAUCCUUCAAGAACCCUUUCCAAGUUACCUACGAGGUGACAGACUACAUCAGUGGCGGUGGCUUCAGCAACAUCUUCCCCAUGCCUGACUAUCAGUUGGCUGCAGUCAGUGCUUACCUGAAAGGUACAACCCUCCCCCCCAAAACGUACUUCAACACCAGUGGGAGGGCAUACCCGGACAUCGCGGCCCUCUCGGACAACUAUUGGGUGGUGUCGAACCGUGUACCCAUCCCCUGGGUGUCUGGCACUUCAGCCUCCACGCCUGUGGUGGGGGGCAUGCUGUCCCUCAUCAACGACCAGCGCUUUCUCAAAGGCCUCCCUUCCCUGGGCUUUCUCAACCCGCGCCUGUACCAGCUGAAGGGCCAGGCCCUUUUUGACGUGACCGAGGGGUGUCACUUGAGCUGUCUGGAUGACCAGGUGGAGGGAAAGGGCUUCUGUGCUGCUCCAUCCUGGGACCCGGUCACAGGCUGGGGUACGCCCAACUACCCUUCUCUGCUGGCCACCCUCUUGGACAAGUGAACUACGGAGCCUUGACCGUCUGUUCACACAAGGCACUGAUUCUGCCCUGCUGUUGUGGUUGGCGCAGGUCCAAGAGACUGCAUCUGCUUUUUGGAAAAGGUCUUCAGAUUCUGUUGCUCUUCCAUUGGCUGUGUCCUGUGUGCUUUUCUUCCACUGCCUUUGUUCACUGAACUUGGCAAUUCUAUAGCAUCCAUACAAGUGGUGAACAACUUAAUGAGGGAAAUCAGAAAUCAUAUCAAAACAAUCAUUGUUUUUAAUUUUUUGGAACAAAGACCUUGAGUUGUGUGUUUCUAAUGUUCUUUAUUGGCUUGAAGUUUGCAUCUUUGUUUUGACUUGCAUUUGUGUCUGUGCUUUAUAUUUUACAAUGAGGGAAUGAUUGUAAAAAAAGUUUUAAAGUACUCUGUAAAAAUAUUAUGUAAAAUUACACUGAUGCUGAUCAGAGAAAUCUAUUGUACAUAAAAUGAAGACCUUGUAUUAAUUUCUAAAAUUAAAUCAGGGAGGCUUCCUGGGUCAUCUUUUUUAUAACUUAAUUUUGGCAAACUUUAUUUAAUGCUAACUUUUGCUACACUAACCCUGUAUAUGUUGAGCAGGAUAUAUGAAGACGAUGUCUAUACCACAGUACACCAUGGUAACCAAAGUUUAGAAUAUUUUGACUGCUGUCCCAGGCAAACGCAGGUGUACGUGCAGACCAGUGCUGCAGUGAACUCUAAACUCGAAAUAAAGGUCAUGCAUUUGGUUUCCGUACCUCUUUUUGAUGAUCCAUCAUUCAGUUGAAGAUGGUUCAGGCUUUUCUCUAGUGGACCGCUGGGGCAGUUGCAUCACCACAGCUGAUCCCAGCAGCAUCAAUACGUUAAUCAGGAAGGCUACAUCCCUCCCAGGAGCGACGUUCAUCCAGGGAUUCCCUGGCAGACAUCACACGAUUCCCAUCCUCUGUGCGCUACCCGAGUAAAACAAAGGCGCACUUUCAGUAAAAGUUUGGUCCAGCUGUGGCUUUACAAGUCCUCAGACACUGACAACAUACUAAGUGGCACUAAGGUGUCCCACUGCACUGUGACUUGUGUAUAAAUAUGCCUCCUUUCCCCUCGCUUCUCUCACUAUGUACAGAUGUCCUAUCCAUGUUCUACAUUCAAAGUGGCAUUUCCCUGAAGGACUAAUAAACCUCAUUCAUUUGUCUUGCAAGACUUUUUACUGCUCAUUCACUCAUUCCCAUAACAAGGUGAGCAAAGGUUCUCUCACUGUGUUCUAAGAAACCUAAUUUUUGACCUCAAUUCUUCAAAAAUACUGCAAGUGC